CACCCAAGGUCGUGCAUGCCCCGCACAUUCUUCUAGAAAAACCAUGGCCGCGAACUAUCCGGUAGUCGUCUUGCUAGACAUACACUCGUGGUGGGCAUCGGCUACUGCACCUGGGAAUUGUAACACCCGAUGGACUUCCUCUCUCUCGUGUCCAUAGGCUUCCGACGCUAAAUCCACCAUCGCGACUACAAGUACGGGGACUACUGCACCGCGCCGAAGUGAGAUCCCUUUUCUGGAUGCUUGCGUCUGCAUGCGUCAUCACUUGAUGCUGGGGUUGUUGGACGUAAUCAUAACAUUCGUCGGUUGCUCCACAUAAUCUUUCGCCAUGGCCUCCCAAAAUACCUCGAAGAAGCCUUUCAACCUCGCCAUAGUUGGCGGUGGCAUAGCAGGCCUCACGCUGGCAAUCACUCUCCUCCAGUAUGACAUCGACCUCACCAUCUACGAAGCAGCUCCACAUUUCGGCGAAAUAGGCGCCGGCGUUGCCUUUGGACCAAACGCCGGACGAGCAAUGGAGCUCAUGUCGCCCAAGAUCCUCGACGCCUUCAACACGUGCAAAACAGGCAACGGCACAGACAGCCACAACUCGAGCUGGUUUACAAUCCGCGUGGGCGAUGCGCGGAAAGCGGAUAAAGACGGCUUCGUCAAGCCAGGCAAGAAAGUGGGCGAUGCGCUGUUCGAGGUGCCAUUCACCAAGGGCGGUACUCGGGGAGGAGUCUACAGGGCGACUUUCUUGGACGAGCUGGUCAAGCAUGUGCCGGAUCAUGUGGCGAAGUUUGGAAAGAGACUGGAUGAUUUGAGUGAGGCGAAGGACGACUCGGGCGAUCUGGUGCUGCAUUUCACAGAUGGGACGACGGCGCAACAUAGCGCUGUUAUUGGUUGCGAUGGAAUCAAAUCGAAGACUCGGCCGUGGCUUAUUGGGAAAGACGAUUCUGCUUCGCAGGCUUUCUUCUCUGGCAAAUACGCGUAUCGAGGGCUGAUCCCAAUGGACCAGGCGGUCGAGUUGCUGGGCGAAGAGGUCGCGCAGAACAGCCAAAUGUUCCUUGGCUACCAUGGCCAUCUACUGACUUUCCCUGUCCAAAAGGGCAAGACAAUGAACGUCGUUGCCUUCAGCUCCCGCAAAACAUGGGACGACGAGAAAUGGGUGGUAUCCACCUCGAAAGAAGAAAUGGAAGCCGACUUUGCGGAAUGGGGCACUCAUGUCCAGAAAAUCGUCGGCGCCAUGGAGAAGCCCGAUAUCUGGGCGUUGUUCAUGCACCCCCCAUGCAAAACCUACUACAAGGGCCGCCUGUGCCUCCUCGGCGAUGCUGCACACGCUACGACUCCACAUCAGGGCGCCGGUGCUGGCAUGUGCAUUGAAGACUCGUACAUCCUUGCCAAUUUGAUCAAGGAGGUGAACGGCGUUGAGGAUCUGGAACGCGCAUUCCACGCAUACGAUCACGUCCGCCGCGAACGAACCCAGAAAAACGUUACGACUAGUCAGCAGGCUGGCAUGCUCUACGACUUCGAGCUUCACGGGGAUGACUUGGACAAGAUCGAGGAGUCAUUUUUGAGCCGGAUGGGCUGGAUCUGGGAUCUCGAUUUGGAGGCACAGCUAGAGGAGGCGAGGAAGAUUAUGCACAAUGAGAGCGCGAAGACAUAAGUUCGAUUAGACGUUCUGAUAGUUAGUGCGAGUGAAGACCGAAACCCCCAUAUCCGAUGGAGACUGAGCGCUCAAUCAAUGACAUCAUCCCUCAACGCGAAG
Molecule: messenger RNA, 1741 nt
Organism: Dothidotthia symphoricarpi CBS 119687
Lineage: Eukaryota; Fungi; Ascomycota; Dothideomycetes; Pleosporales; Dothidotthiaceae
Product: mannitol 1-phosphate dehydrogenase
Exons: 3
Coding region: 326-1639 (437 amino acids)
Biological process (GO): secondary metabolite biosynthetic process
Molecular function (GO): FAD binding
Source: RefSeq, a predicted model, not a curated record